This is a messenger RNA of Zootoca vivipara (common lizard), 3710 nucleotides long. Its product is annotated as cholesterol 24-hydroxylase. The record is from RefSeq and is a predicted model, not a curated record. Gene Ontology annotation, molecular function: cholesterol 24-hydroxylase activity; heme binding; iron ion binding. NCBI's taxonomy places the organism in Eukaryota, Metazoa, Chordata, Lepidosauria, Squamata, Lacertidae. Gene Ontology annotation, biological process: cholesterol catabolic process.
GGCUGGGGAGAUACAGUAAGUUCCUUUGGACCUGCUCCCAAGCAAGGCGGGCACUCAGGGCUGCUCUCACCCUUUUCCCACUGUCCUCCGCAUUCCCCUCCUCCUCCUCAGUUGGGGCUACUACAUAUGGGAAGGUGGGAAAGGUGACCUAGAUGAUCAGAGGUCUGGAAGCCAAGCCUUAUGAGGAACAGCCGAAGGAGCUGGGUAUGUUUGGCUUCGAAAAGAGCAGACUGGUAGGAGAUACGAUAGCAGUCUUCAAAUACUGUAUCUCAAGGGCUGUCACCUGGAAGAGGGAACAAGCUUCUUUUCUCCUGCACUGGAGUAGGGUUGCCAUAUCUUGAAGAGCAAGAAAGGGGACAGCCCGAGCCGCUGCCAGCCUGUGCUGGGGAAAGAGGCACGCAGGGCCACCACUGCCAUGAAGACAUGUCCAAGAUUUCCCAGACAUAUGGCAACCCUACUCUGGAGGGUAGAACUCGAACCAACGGCUUCAAGUUACAAUAAAGGAGAUUCUGACUCAACAUACAGAAAAACUUUGUGACAGUAAGAGCUGUUCGGCAGUGGAACAGUCUCCCUCAGGAGGUUGUGGACUCUCCUUCCUUGGAGGUUUCUAAGCAGCAGUUGGAGGGCCAUCGGCCAUGGAUGCUUUAGCUGAGAUUCCUGCAUUGCAGUGGGGUUGGACUCGAUGACCCUCGGGAUCCCUUCCAAUUCUAUGAUUCUAUGUUCCGACUGGGUGCUGUGGCAUCGUACUAACUCCUAAAAUUAAAUCCAAAAGGACAUCAUUUGGUCCCUCUGACUCAAUCUGAUUGCAGGGACUGUAUAUUUAAGUACUGUACAGUAUGUUCCUCCUACUGCAUUCCAGCCUGACUCCUCCCAAACUCAGAUUUAUUGCCAAAGCAACAACUCGUGGACUCCAAUCUCCAGGGCAGAGCCGUUCAAACUUUGGAGGCUUGGCAUUGCAGCUUUGUGGCUUGAGCUCCUGGCUGUCAUGGAUGCACUGGAAGCAAUAUGGGGCUUGCUGCGCAUUUUGCUCGCAGUGGCUCUUCUGGCUUUUGGCCUUUAUUGCUGCUACAUAAAAUCAGUCCACAUGAGGUAUGAUCACAUCCCUGGAGCCCCAAGGGUGAGCUUUUUUCUUGGUCAUGGGCCACUCAUUUGGAAAAUGGUUAAAAACCAGGAGCCAUUUGCAGAUCUCUUUCUGCAGUGGGCUGAAGAAUAUGGACCAGUUGUGCGUUUUAAUAUACUUCACAAAGCUGUGGUCUUCGUAUCAAGUCCCGAAGGAGUGAAGGAGUUCCUGUUGUCACCACAGUACCCAAAAGACCAAGAAUAUGAGCGUGCUUCUAAUCUAUUUGGAGAAAGAUUUUUAGGGAAUGGAUUAGUAAGUGAUCUCGACCAUGCCCACUGGUACAAAGAGCGGAGAAUUAUGGAUGUGGCUUUCAGUCGAAGUUACCUCACUCGCUUGAUGGGAACCUUCAAUGACCAAGCAGACAAACUUAUAGAGGAGCUGGAGGGAAAAGCCGACGGAAAAACUGAAGUCGAUAUGCUGAGCCUGCUGAGUCGAGUGACCCUGGACAUCAUUGCAAAGGUGGGCUUUGGCCUAGAACUGAACACUGUCUAUGAUGACCAGACACCUUUUCCACGUGCCAUAUACAUGGCCCUACAAGGACUAUCCAAAUCUCGCAUUCCUUUUUUCGAGUACAUGCCAUGGAACAGAAAAGAAGUGAAAGAUGCUCAGGAGAGCGUAAGGCUGCUACGUCGUACCGGGAAGGAGUGUAUUGAACAGAGGCGUAAGGACAUGCAGGAUGGAGAAGAGAUCCCGUUGGAUAUUCUCACUCAGAUACUGAAGGGUGCAGCACAAGACGAGGGCUGCAACAAUGAACUGAUGUUGGACCAUUUUGUCACCUUCUUCAUUGCAGGUCACGACACCUCUACUACCCAGUUAAGUUUCACCAUAAUGGAGCUGUCACGAAACCCUGAGAUAGUUGCAAAACUUCAGGCUGAAGUAGACAAUGUCAUUGGUGUGAAGAGAGACAUCGCCUAUGAAGAUCUUGGGAAGCUCCAGUACUUAUCUCAGGUUCUCAAGGAAACCUUGCGCUUAUACUCCCCGGUUCCCAUUGUUCCUCGCUGGACAGGGAAGGAAACCAUCGUUGAAGGAGUCAGAAUUCCAGCAAACACAACUCUGAUGUUUAGUCAAUAUGUCAUGGGACGCAUGAAAAGGUUUUUCAAAGACCCGCUUAUCUUCAAUCCUGACCGGUUUAGCAAAGACCAACCAAUGCCAUACUUUUCCUACUUCCCAUUUUCCCUGGGAGCUCAUACCUGUAUCGGGCAGCUAUUUUCACAGAUGGAGGCUAAAGUGGUGAUGGCCAAAUUUCUGCAGAGGUUUGAAUUCCAGCUGGUCCCACCGCAGAGCUUUAAAAUUAUGGACACAACAUCGCUGAAGCCAUUAGAUGGCUUAGUAUGCAGACUGAGACAACGCCGCCAGCUUCGCUGUGAAGGAAAUUAAAUAACCGGCAGUAGGAUAUUGUCAUUCGCAGCUUGAAUUCCUACUGGUCAGAAACAUGGGUCGGGAAAUAUAAUUAUGGCAUGCUAAUCACAGUGGCUUUUACAUUUUAAAGUCACGUUCAACCACCAUAUAAGGGCUUCUGUAUUGUUGCAAUAUCACCAAGUAAAUGAUGUGUUUAUAAAUGAUAAAAAAGUAGGUUUUGAAGGCAAAAGGUCCAAAUUUCAAAUAGUAUUGUUGGAAGGAAGGACAAAAUUGUUGUCAAAAAUGUAUGAUUUGUUGUUAGAAUGGUAUAUGAAGGAUGAACUGUCAAAAGAUGUGAUGAUAAAAUGGGCAAAAGAUUUUGGGUAUAAUAUUGACUAUGAUGCGUGGUUGAAGUUGUGGAAUCAAACAUUGAAAUUUACUGCAUGUACUGCCCUGAAAGAGAAUGUCUUGAAGAUGUUGUACAGAUGGUAUUUAACACCAGUAAAAUUAGCCAAGAUGUAUAGGAUGAGUGGUAAAACAUGCUGGAAAUGUAAAGAGAAGGAUGGUGAAUUUUAUCAUAUGUGGUGGACAUGCGAAAAAGUUAAAAGAUUUUGGGAAAUGAUGUACAAUGAACUGAAAAAGAUUCUUAAAUAUACCAAAACCUGAAGCUUUUCUAUUAGGACUUAUAGGACAGGAGAUUGUGAAAGGAGAUCAAGUAUUAUUUAUGUAUGCAACAACCGUGGCUAGGACUUCGUUAGCCCAAAAAUGGAAAACUCAGGAGUUACCGAGGAUUGAAGAGUGGCAGACAAAAAUGAUGGAUUAUGCAGAAUUAGCAAGACUGACUAGCAGGAUCCGAAACCAGGGAGAGUCAAAGUUCCAAAAGGACUGGAGUAAAUUUGUGGACUAUAUGGAAAAGAACUGUAGAAGUUUAAAGACACUUGCAGGACUGAAAUAAAUCCUACAAAUUGACUUUAAAUAGAAGGAAUAAAGAAACUGCAAGACAGGAAUGGACAAAAAAACCGACUGAGGGGGAGGAAGGGAAGUCAAAGCUCGGCAGAGCAAAGAAAAUUGUAAUAAUUGAUAAGAUGUUUAGAAGAACAAUUUUGUGUUUAGUAUGUUUAUGUUGUGUUUGUUGUUGCUUGUUUUGUUUGUUAUGUUAUUGUUUAAAUGUGUUUAAUUGGAAAAUUUAAUAAAAUGUCUUUUUAAAAAAUAAAUAAAUAAAUAAAGGCUUCUGUAUUAAAACUCAGUGGCU